Theobroma umbraticum is the source of this 1610-nucleotide messenger RNA. Lineage: Eukaryota; Viridiplantae; Streptophyta; Magnoliopsida; Malvales; Malvaceae. The record is from RefSeq and is a predicted model, not a curated record.
UCCUAGUAGUGGUUGGUUCUUAUUUUAUUUGCAAGUGAAUCAAACGUAAAAUCAGUUGACUAAGCCAACAGAUAAGCAUAGGCUUGUGUUAUUGAAGUACUGAUUCGUUAGCAACUGCAAUCACAGUACCCAUGGCCUCCGAAUCAGCUGAGCUUCACUUUGUUUUGGUACCCUUGAUGUUUCCAGGCCAUCUGCUCCCCAUGGCGGACAUGGGCAGAGUACUGGCUCAGCAUGGUGUGACAGUCACUCUAGUCACCACGCCUCUUAAUGCUUCUGGAUUCAAAAGCAUCCUUGGUCCUGGUAUAGCUUCUGGGGUCCAAACCCGGCUUCUUCAACUAAGAUUUCCAUGCGUUGAGGCUAACUUGCCUGAUGUCUGCGAGAAUAUAGAUGCUCUCCCAUCACUGCUCUUGUUCAAGAAUUUUAUGGAUGCUGUUGGCAUGUUGCAGCAGCCGCUUGAGCAAUUCUUGGAAGAGACACAACCAGAACCAAGCUGUAUUGCCUCUGAUAGACCGCUUCCCUGGACAAUUAACGUCGCUGAAAAAUUCAGAAUUCCAAGGCUUGUUUUCAAUGGGACGAGCUGCUUUACUGCUGUACGCUCACAUUUUAUUGACAUAUCAAAGAUUUGCGAGAAGGUCUCUGAUGAUCUGGAGCCUUUUGUGGUGCCUGGUUUGCCGGAUAGGAUUGAACUAACUAAAGCCCAGCUGCCUGUUAACUUCAAACCAGAAUUAGUGGCUUCGAAAGACAAGGAAGAACAGCUGAGGGUAGCGGACAUGGCAUCGUAUGGUUUGGUGGUUAAUUCUUUUGAAGAAUUGGAAUCAGGAUAUGUUGAAGAAUACAGAAAGGUAAAAGGAGACAAGAUUUGGUGUAUUGGUCCUGUGUCACUUUUUAACAAGGGCGAAAUAGAUAAGGCUCAGAGAGGAAGCAAAGCCUCUGUUGAUUUAAGCCAGUACUUGCAGUGGCUUCAUUCAUGGCCCCAAAACACAGUUGUUUACGCUUGCAUCGGAACGCUAAGCAAUGUCGCACCUGAGCAACUGAUCGAAUUGGCCUUGGGUUUAGAAGCAUCAAACCUUCCAUUCAUUUGGGUUAUCAGAGAAGGGAACAAAUCUGAUGAGCUCAAAAAAUGGGUGUCGGAAGGAUUUGAAGAGAGAAUGAAAGGGAGAGGCCUAAUGAUCCAUGGCUGGGCAGCGCAAGUUUUAAUAUUGUCUCACCCAGCAGUAGGAGGGCUAUUGACACAUUUUGGUUGGAACUCAGUACUAGAAGGAGUUGCUGCUGGUUUGCCAAUGGUAACAUGGCCACUAUCAGCUGAUCAGUUCUUCAACGAAAAGUUAGCGGUGAAAGUAUUGAGGAUCGGGAAAAGGGUAGGAGCUGAAAUUGCCAUGAGACGGGGAGAGGAAGAGAAGUAUGGAGCGAUGAUCAAGAGAGAGCAAAUUGUGAAGGCUAUAGACUCAGUAAUGGAUGCAGGAGGAGAAGGAGAAGAGAGAAGGAAGAGAGCAAGGGAGCUUGAGUUGGCAAAGAAGGCAUUUGAAAAUGGGGGAUCUUCCUAUCUCAAUGUCAACAGGCUAAUCAAAGAUAUUAUGCAAGUCAGUGGCAAGAAAGCGCAGGAAUGACAC